Molecule: messenger RNA, 630 nt
Organism: Acanthosepion pharaonis
Lineage: Eukaryota; Metazoa; Mollusca; Cephalopoda; Sepiida; Sepiidae
Source: the annotation of a GenBank genome assembly
AUGGUGACCGUCAGACUUUUGUUAUCUAUCUAUCUAUCUAUCUGUCUAUCUACUUUUCUCAUACUUGUCAUAUCUAUCUAUCUAUCUAUCUAUCUAUCUAUCUAUCUAUCUAUCUAUUUUUGUCUUACUUUUGUUAUCUAUCUAUCUAUCUAUUUUUCUCAUACUUUACAUAUCUAUCUAUCUAUCUAUCUAUCUAUCUAUCUAUCUAUCUAUCUACUUUUCCCAUACUUGUCAUAUCUAUCUAUCUAUCUAUCUAUCUAUCUAUCUAUCUCUGCCUGUUCAUAUCUAUCUAUCUAUCUAUCUAUCUAUCUAUCUAAGUUUCUGCAUAUCUAUCUAUAUGUCGCAGAUUAUACUACUUACCUAAAUUUCCCCACAUUGGAUCCUAUCUAUCUAUCUAUCUAUCUAUCUAUCUAUCUAUCUAUCUAUCACUGCCUGUUCAUAUCUAUCUACCUAUCUAUCUAUCUAUCUAUCACCGCAUGUUCAUUAUCUAUCUAUCUAUCUAUCUAUCUAUCUAUCUAUCUAUCUAUCUAUCUAUCUCAAUGUCCCUUAUUUCGCGCAGUCUCUUCAUCUCUCUCUCUUUCCACAUGGGAUCAUCAGUUCACUCUGAUGAUCCCAUAUGAUGACAUCUAG